This is a messenger RNA of Cydia splendana, 663 nucleotides long. Its product is annotated as cuticle protein 8-like. Bases 1 to 582 code for a protein of 193 amino acids. The record is from RefSeq and is a predicted model, not a curated record. NCBI's taxonomy places the organism in Eukaryota, Metazoa, Arthropoda, Insecta, Lepidoptera, Tortricidae. Gene Ontology annotation, cellular component: extracellular matrix. The transcript is spliced from 3 exons.
AUGUUCUGCAAAAUCGUCGCUUUGUGCGCCUUCGCGGCUGUAGCCCAGGCCGGUCUCCUGGUUGAGCCGCACUACUCCUCGGCUGCCGCCGUCUCCUCGCAGAGCAUCGUGCACCACGACCAGCCCCAGCUGGCCCACAAGCUGGUGGCUGCCCCCGUCGCCUACCACGCCGCUCCCGCUCAUGUCGCCUACCACGCCGCUCCCGCUCCCGUCACGUACCACGCCUCUCCCGCUCAUGUUGCCUACCACGCUGCUCCUGCUGCCGUCCACUAUUCUGCCCCUAUCGCUAAAGUAGUAGCCCAUCAUGAGGAAGAAAUCGCUCAUCCCAAAUACGAGUACACUUACUCCGUGGCUGACGACCACACCGGCGACAACAAGUCCCAGCAGGAGACCCGCGACGGAGAUGUCGUGAAGGGCUCUUACUCUUUCCAUGAGGCUGACGGUUCCAUCCGCACCGUGGAGUACACCGCUGAUGACCACAACGGCUUCAGCGCGGUGGUGCACAACACCGCCCCCACGCACGCCCCCGUCGUGGUCAAGGCUGCUCCCGUCUAUGCCGCUCCCGCCUACUACCACCACUAAGUUACACGUUGAAAUUUAUACCAAAGAGGAAUACUGGCAGCAGUUAGUUGUUGACUAUUGAUUUAUUUAUUUCAUGCAAUG